Messenger RNA from Schizosaccharomyces osmophilus, 204 nucleotides. RefSeq lists its product as uncharacterized. The record is from RefSeq and is a predicted model, not a curated record. The transcript has 2 exons. NCBI's taxonomy places the organism in Eukaryota, Fungi, Ascomycota, Schizosaccharomycetes, Schizosaccharomycetales, Schizosaccharomycetaceae. Bases 1 to 204 code for a protein of 67 amino acids.
AUGUAUGUCGUGGAUGCUUUGGGUAUUUACUUUGCUAGCAUAUCAACAGCAGUUAAAGUAUUGCAACUUACACUUGCUGGCAUAUUUCCUUUGUUUCAGCAUCUUAAUUUAAUCGAAUUUGAUAUGGAGAGGACUCAUGAGCCUUCCACUAUUAUACCUUUACGGAAAGAAAAAUCCCAAUUUGGAAACUUUCGAUCCAGCUAG